This is a messenger RNA of Dictyostelium discoideum AX4, 1035 nucleotides long. RefSeq lists its product as hypothetical. Lineage: Eukaryota; Evosea; Eumycetozoa; Dictyosteliales; Dictyosteliaceae. The transcript is spliced from 2 exons. The record is from RefSeq and is a predicted model, not a curated record. The coding region runs from base 1 to 1035 and encodes 344 amino acids.
AUGAAUAAAUUUAAUAAAUUAAAUUUAAAUUCAACAUUAAUUAAAUCAAUUGUAAAUUGUAAUAGAAGUAAUCAAAGAUUAUUUUUAAAUACAAAUAAAUCAAUUUUAAAGAAUCAAUCAUCAUCAUUAUCAUCAUUUAAAGAAAUUAAAGAUUUUAAUAAAACUUUUUUUAGAUCAUUUUCAACAAUAUUAAAUGAUAAUAAUAAUAAUAAUAAAAAAGAUAUUGAUGUUGAAAAAAAAGUAGAAAAAUUAGAAAAAGUAGAAAAAGAAGAAAAAGAAGAAAUUUAUACAGACCCAUUUGAAAAUGAAAAACCAAAAAAAAAGAAACCAUUUGGUUUAGAUUUAGAAAAAUAUAAAACUAAUGAAACUAUUGAAGAUCAAAAUCCAGAUUACUUAAUUUACCAAUCAAAUAAAGAAAAUCUAUUUAAUGCUGGUAAAUUAUUUUUAACUGCUCAAUCAUUACUUGGUAUUUCCUCACCAAUCAUUGCUUAUAUUAAUCAUUUAGAUAUGAAAACUGUUUUAUUUUUAUCAGUAUUUUCAUUUUGGGCAUUAUCAUUCCAAUUAAUUGGUCAAAAGAUGAUAAGUGUUUUUGGUAUUAGAAUUUAUAGAGAACCAAAUUCGAAAUUUAUAAAAUUAUGUCAUAUUAAUCCAGGGAUGCAAGUUUUAAAAAUCCCAAUUUCAGAUAUUCAGUCAUCGAAAUUCUCUGAAAACGGAUCACCUUAUAUUCUAUUAGAGAAUGGUUCAUUAUUCUUUUUUGAAAAAUCUGGUGAAUUAUUAAAUGCUGAUGAAUUCUCUUACAUACUUUCUGGUGAAGAAUAUUCAAAGAAAAUGAAAAAAUUAGAACAAGAUGAAUAUAAAAAAUAUUUUGAAAAUGAGUCAACUACAAAUGAAGAUUUAGAAAAUACAAAACAUUUAUUAGAUUUAGAAAUUGAAUCAAUUGAUAAAAAAUUACAAGAAGUAAAAUCACAAAUUGAAAAAGAAGAAGCUGAAAAAGAAAAAGAAGCUGAAAAAGAAAAAGAAAAAGAAAACAAAUAA